Molecule: messenger RNA, 420 nt
Organism: Entrophospora candida
Lineage: Eukaryota; Fungi; Glomeromycota; Glomeromycetes; Entrophosporales; Entrophosporaceae
Source: the annotation of a GenBank genome assembly
AUGCGUAGUAAAGUUAAACGUAGAUUUCGUGCAAUUAGAAGAGAGAAAAUUUAUGAACCAGUUGAUAAAGCACGUUUAGAACAACUCGCACUUGGAGAACUUGGAUUAAAAUCAAUGGAUACUGAUGAAAACAAAGAACCCAAUAAUAACAUUAAUAAUAACAUUAAUAAUAAUAACCUUAAUAAAAUUAAUAAUAAUACUUCAAAUAAUAAAAAUAUUUCAAAAGAAUCAAUAUCGACAUCAUCAUCCUCAUUAAAUCAAGAUUCUAUUGGUGGUGAUGGUGAUGAUAAUAGUAUGGAAAUUGAUUUGAAAAAGAUUUCCACAAGUGGACCAAGAUCAAAUGUCCAUACUAUAAAUGUAUCUAAAGACCUUACAAAACCUGGUCAUGGUUAUGUUUACCGGAAUAGUUUUUCAUGGUAG